Nicrophorus vespilloides is the source of this 787-nucleotide messenger RNA. RefSeq lists its product as uncharacterized. The record is from RefSeq and is a predicted model, not a curated record. The transcript is spliced from 5 exons. Lineage: Eukaryota; Metazoa; Arthropoda; Insecta; Coleoptera; Silphidae. Bases 194 to 649 code for a protein of 151 amino acids.
CUUUCAAGUCCAUUUCGAAUGUGCAGAACGGUCUGCGCGCAAAAGACCUACCAAAUGCGGUGAGGCAAGAGUAGGUAGGAUUCGAAGAGUCACACCUGAAGCAGCGACAGUGAAUGUCCCGUCCCAAAGAGUUCAACAAUACUGCCCUUUUAACCACCUUAGAAACCCUUAAAGGUUUCAUUCCACUAAAAUCAUGGCUAAAACUGCACUUUUGCUCGUCGCUGUUGCGAGUUUAGUGGUUCUCGCGGUUGGCAAAAAAGACAUGAUGAGGAAGAGCAUCGUCUACGACAAAAACACCCCAACAGUCUUCUACUGCCCAAUCCAUAAACCUUCUGGUUUCGAAAAGCUGAUAGUAAAGGCGAGACCGCUGAAGAAGCUGUGCGAAUUCGAAGGUAAACCCCUUCCCGAAGACUACAAGAGCGACUGCUACGAGAACGUCGACGAGAGCGAUUACGCGUGCAAGGAGAAAUACAGGAUCAUGAUGAGGAAGUACCCUCCGGGUUCCGAUAACCCCUUCGACGGUACGCGUCUCAAGAGAUUCUUGGAUGUGGACAGGGAGUAUCUGGCGAAUCAACCGCCUCUUCCCUUCACCAAGCUCAACCAGAAGCGCAGGAAGAGUUCCCUCAGGGACAGACUCGUCUUGCUCUGAGAAGAUUUAAUCUUCGCUCAACUCAAGGUUGAAACGCUAAAGAAGUAACCGUACUAAAAGGCUAAUGUGAUCCAUAAUAUAUAUAUAUUUUUAUAUGCAUUGCAACAUGCACGCAACUUGUAUAAACUAUAAACUUAA